GGCGAGUCGGGACAAACACCGAUCUGACCGCGCGCCAUCCCCACCGGCAGAGACGUGCAGCUGCAGCGCACGCCGUCCCCGCACUAAAGCCAAUCAAGGUCUCGUCGCCUUUUCCGCACAGCACCACCCACCACUCCAUGAUCGCUCCCCAACCACGCUCGCCCACACCCGCAUCAUCGCGCCCUAGCUUUGCAGCACGCCGCGCGGCGGCCAUAAAGCCAGCGUCGCCCCGGCCGCGCCGUUCCCCACGGCGUCGCGUGCGCGCGCGCCCCCGUCCCCCCUCCCCCUAUAUAAUCGAGCGGCGCGCCUGAGGCUUCUCGGUCGCAUCGGUGAUCGUUCCAACUUCCAAGCAAGUGUCCGAUCGAGCGUGUGCGAGAGGGAUGGCGAGCGGCAGGGGCGGCACGGCGGCAAGUCCGCUAGUGGGGCUGGUGGCCUUCGUGUGCCUGCUGCUGUCCUGCGGCCUCGCGCAGGGCCGCGUGGCGAGGAAGGACCUCGGCCUGGGCAACGUCGGCGGCGGGCAGGGCGCGGGGCUGGGUCUCGGGCUGGGCCUUGGGCUCGGGGUGGGCACCGGAGGCGUGUCCGCGUCGGGGUCUGGGUCUGGGUCUGGGUCUGGAUCUGUGGCCGGGGUGGGGUCGACGUCGGGGUCCAGGUCCGGGUCCAUUUCUGUUGGUGGGGCGAGCUCGUCCGCGGGGUCGAGUGCCGGAUCGUCGGCUGGAUCGAGUGGGUCGGGGGCCGGGUCCUCUGCUGGGUCUGGUGGCGGGCAAGGGUUUGGGCAGGGUGGUGGGAGCGGGUCUGGUUCCGGGUACGGUGAGGGCAGCGGGUCUGGCGGUGGGCUCGGCAAUGGGGUGAUCGGCAUUGGGUACGGUGAGGGAUCCGGUCAUGGGUCACCUGGCUCGGGUGGAAGCCCUUGAUUGAUCGUAUUUGAGGUCAUCGUUUUUAUGGUUAAAUGUUGGAUAUUAUAUGCUUUUUUUCUGGAAAAAGCUUAUCAGAAUCAUAUAUAUUAUGCUUAUUGCGAUACUAGUUUUAGUUUUCAGGCCCUGGUUAUUGAUAUUUUAUUGUAGAAUCAUUGUCAUUUGGCAGCAGCUAAGAAAUAAAAGCUAUGCCAAACAUGGCUAGUGUGUGCAUGCGUGCGUGUGUCGUAGCAAAAAUUGUACUGCUAGUAUAUGCUUAUUUGGUGAAAAGUUGCCUUGGAGAGAAAUGUACGUAUUUUCCUUUUACUGUUUGUGAUAUAUGUAUCCAAUGGAAAAAAAAGUUAUGUGUGUUAUCACUUCA
Messenger RNA from Panicum virgatum (switchgrass), 1272 nucleotides. RefSeq names its product glycine-rich protein 23-like. The record is from RefSeq and is a predicted model, not a curated record. Bases 381 to 911 code for a protein of 176 amino acids. The transcript has a single exon. NCBI's taxonomy places the organism in Eukaryota, Viridiplantae, Streptophyta, Magnoliopsida, Poales, Poaceae.